Penicillium canescens is the source of this 1795-nucleotide messenger RNA. RefSeq lists its product as uncharacterized. The transcript is spliced from 6 exons. Gene Ontology annotation, cellular component: vacuolar membrane. NCBI's taxonomy places the organism in Eukaryota, Fungi, Ascomycota, Eurotiomycetes, Eurotiales, Aspergillaceae. Gene Ontology annotation, molecular function: amino acid transmembrane transporter activity. Bases 206 to 1795 code for a protein of 529 amino acids. Gene Ontology annotation, biological process: amino acid transmembrane transport. The record is from RefSeq and is a predicted model, not a curated record.
CGUACAUACUCUUCUCAAACACAUUAAACCUCUAUUAUUUCCUGCGAUCUUGGGAUCUUUACGGACUAACCUUUGAUAGGGAAGAUGUUGGGGCUCCACAGGACGGUACCUUCCCCGGUGGAACUUGUACUCUACGGGAAGGAUAACCGGCCUCAGGACUUUUCUAUCUUGAUCAACAUGAAAUCAUAAGUCGUGCGGGGAUGAAAUGGGAGAAGCUAUUUCUCCCUCCGACUGUGGGGCCCUACAAUCUAUGCCUACUGAGUCCGAUCAUUUGAACGCUAUUGGAUGGACUUGCAUUGACUCUAUAAAAGCCCCCGAUGUCCAGGAACAUGCAGCCCAACGGAUUACAACCCGUGCCCCUAUACUCGUUCCUAGCGAAAUGGAUAUCUCCGAAGUACAUGACCUAGAAGAGGACCGUGACCAGAAAGAUGACGACGAGAAAGACAACCACGAGCUUGCAGUAAAGCGUACCCAAACAACAAACCACGAUGGCGUGUUUGGAGAAAUCACAGAAGAAGGGCCAAACUACCGCAAUGUGGGUUUUAUUGGAACCGCUGUUCUGAUGGCGAAGUCACAAAUUGGACUGGGAAUUCUUUCGAUCCCAUCCGCAUUCAAUGCCCUGGGUAUGGUCCCGGGGGUCAUCUGUCUUCUUGUCAUUUCCGGUAUAACAACGUGGUCCGGCUACGUGAUUGGCACCUUCAAGCUGAACCACCGUGAAGUAUAUGGGAUUGAUGAUGCGGCAGGUUUGAUUGCUGGUCCAAUUGCUCGGUGGUUCUUAGGGGCUGUAUUCUGUGUUUACUGGAUCUUCGUCAGCGCAUCCGGCAUACUGGGACUGUCAAUCGGCCUCAAUGCAGUCUCUACACAUGGCAUAUGCACUGCCGGGUUUGCGGCUAUUGCCGCCAUUCUUGGAUUCAGUGGAAGCAGCAUACGAACGCUUGGACACAUCACUUGGCUAGCCUGGGUUGGACUUCCAUGCAUUUUGGUUGCAAUUAUGGUGGUCACAAUCGCCGUCGGUGUCCAAGAUCGCCCUGCAGCUGCGCCUAAGACUACCCUACCGUGGCAUUCUGAUUUCAAGCUUUUCGGCAGCCCAUCUUUUGCAGAGGGUAUCGCGGGUAUAUGCAAUAUUUUGUUUGCUUUCUCGGGCACACCGGGGUUUUUCGCUAUUGUAUCUGAAAUGCGCAAUCCUCGCCAGUACGCACAAGCCCUGCUCGUCUGUCAAGCCGGCGUGACCUCUAUAUACUUGGUCAUUGCCUGUGUUGUCUACUACUACUGUGGUUCAUAUGUUGCCUCGCCAGCUCUUGGAUCCGCUGGUGGGCUUGUGAAGAGUAUUUCAUAUGGAUUUGCCAUUCCGGGGUUGAUUGUUACUUCUACAAUUGUGACCCAUAUUCCAGCAAAGUACAUUUUCGUCCGCCUCCUCCGCGGCUCCCGCCAUCUGAACCGCAAUACACCGACACACUGGAUCUGCUGGUUGAGCUGCACUGGCGGCAUUACCAUCAUUGCAUACAUUAUCUCCAGCACAAUACCUGGCUUUGACGCCCUGACUUCCCUGAUUGGUGCACUUCUCGGAACAAUUCUAUGCUUCCAACCGUACGGUUGCAUGUGGAUAUAUGACAACUGGGCUAGAGGAAGACACAGCUCUAAAAGUUGGCUACCGAUGGUCUGUUUUAGCAUCUUUGUCAUAGUGAUAGGAUCAUUUCUGACUGUUGCUGGCACUUAUGGAACUGUGCUCGGGGUUAUAGUGGCUUCUGGAGAGUUGUCCCCUUUUACCUGUGCUGAUAACUCGAAUUCUACGUGA